CGGGGCUGGCAGUUUAUUUUUGAAUUCUGUUUAACGGUCUCCAGGCGGGAACUGGAUCUCGAGACGCGGAGCAGCAGCGGUAACAGGAGCCGGAUCUCGAGACGCGGAGCGGCCAGCAGGAGCCGGCCGUGCGCCGCCGGUCAGGCCAUGGCCGGUGUGGUCAUCUUGCUGAUCAGUGGCCUGGGCCGGGCCCUGGACCUGCUCUGCUUGUUGCUGGACCUCAAUUUCUGGCUGGUCUCCUCCGUGCUGGCUGCGGCCUCGGGCCUCCUGCACUUGGUGCUCUGCCUCCCCGGGGCCGUGGCCUCCUGCUUCGCCCUGUGCUAUAACCUGCUGGGGCUGCUGGCUCUGGGGGCGGCGGAACUAGGCCAUUGCGCCUUGCAGCUCACCCUCAGCUUGGCCUGCACUUUGCUGAAGGUGCUGCUCAACCUGGCAGAGAGUUUGAAGGUGGUGGGGCACCUGCUGUCUUACCUGAGCUUGCGAGGGCGAGAGAUGCUGCAAAAGGGCCUUGCCAACACCUUCUGCUCCGGCCAGCUCUUUCUCAAGCAAAUCUGGGAUGCUGUGGGGAUCUUGGCCAGCCUGGCUGCCUACUUUGUCAACACUGUCAUCAAUUUGUUCCUUAUCGGAACCCAGAACCUGUUUUCAGUUGCCACAUUGCUGUGGAGCCCUUUAGUAGGAGCUUCAGAAGUCUUUGCUUCAAUUCUCGCCUAUUUGUCCAGCAGUGUCCUUGGCAACGUGAUCCUGCUGUGGACUCCAUGCCAGUUUGUGAUCGAAGUCCUGAUCUCCCUCACCAGAGUACUGACCGACGUUUUUCUCCUGAAUCUAUAUGGGUUGGCAGUCACUUUUGUUGUCAUCUCUGGUACAACGAUCUAUGCAAAUCCAGAGAUAGUAUUGAGGGUUGCUAAUCAGGUGACUCUACAUUUGAGCACCCCUCCAAAUCUUCACUGGGUCAGGAGGAAUGUCACGCAUGUUUGUAGAAUAGUAAUGGCCAGUAUGCAGCUGAUGGUCAACUCAGAGACGUGGCGGCGAAUAUACAGUCAACAACUGCACCCAGGUUAUGUCAAUAACUGGCCUCUUGACCAAAGGCGGCGGCACAGGGCUGAUCCUAAUGAGAACUUAGAGGGCCAAACAGCUGUGGACCAACAAAUGGCUAUGCAGUUGGAACAGCAAGCAGAUCCCAACCCAGUCCAACGAGAUGGUAACCCUGGAAGCGAACAGGAGCUGACCUUGGCUGAGACCUCUGUAUGUGGACCAAAAGCCAGUGAUGGACCUUUGCAUUCGAUAGCAAAGCCAGCAGGCAGCAAAAACGAUAAUAGUAAUGUCUCUGUGGAAAGCAACCUCUGGAUGCUCUUGAAGGAGCAAGAAGAACGAAAAAAGUGUGUCAUCUGUCAGGACCAGGCAAAAUCUGUGUUGCUGCUCCCAUGCCGACACUUGUGUCUCUGUCAAGGCUGCACAAAUAUCCUCUUGCAGCAGCCCAUCUACCAACGCAACUGUCCACUUUGCCGAGAGAUGAUCUUACAAACGUUGGAUGUGUAUUUCUGAUUGACUGUUUGAAUAAGCUUUGACGGAAAGGGUGUGCUGUGCAUAGUGAUUUUUUUUUUAAUAAGUUAAAGUCUUUCACUGGACCAAUCAUUGAAGUGCUAAGUGAGCCUAUUUUCAAGUUGCUAUGCAAAUCCUUAGCCAUGGACUUCAUAAUUCAGAUGUAAUUUAUUUUUUCUGUUCAACCAUAACCUAUGCAAGCACUGUGCUGUAUAGGAAUAUUACCUUAAGAAUGUCUGUACGUAUUACUGGGAAUUAGGAGCCUCAAUUCCAGCACUUUAUUAGAUAAGCUGGCCAAGUUGGAACUAAAACCACACUGAUCGAUUUUCUCAUGUCCAAUUACAUGCUUCGACUUCUGCCACUUUAUUCACUGGUUUCAGAGUUGACAGUGGGAAACUGAAACUACUUUCUGUUGAUUUGGUGACCAACACUGCCUGGUAGACAGAUAUGUGUUUUUUUUUAAAUUUAAUAAAAGAGUUUGGGAGUUUAAAAAAAAUGAUCAGCUUUGAGAGGCUGAUGCAACAGAUUCAUUGAAUGUUUAACUUCUAUUUUUACUACGAUGAGCUGUGCAGGGUCAGGGAUCAAUGAAUUGUCUGCACAGUGCACCCUAUGUAUAAAUGUCCUUGUUCUAAAAAAAAGAGUUUUGUAAAUUAUUUUGAGAUGGAUGACUCCUGAAUAAUCUAUGGCAUAAUUCAGGGAUUUGCUACAAAACUUUGCUUCCCUGAAUGCUGUUCUACCACCCAAUGUACCGCAUACAUUGUGAGCAGUGAGGUAGGGCAGUGCUGGAAGCUUGAGGCUUAAUGAUGGAAUAGUUUCUUUGGCAAAGCAGCUGAAAUAGUGCAUCCAAUUAGGAAGUGAGACACACAUGAGAAAUCUGUUUACAUUUUUGAGUUUUUAUUUUUAAGUUACAAGUUUUCUCUUUAAAUAAUCACAGCAAUUCUUAACCAAAUCUGCAUUACAGGUUACAUGGUAUCAAGGGAGAAUUUCUCUUUUUAGUAACGAUGCUACUCACUGAAGAAUAGUAGCACCGUUCAAUGGCUGUGCCUCCAGACAUUUGCCUUAGGCACUGCAUCUGGUUUAAUCACCAGAUCCAUUUGAUUAGGGAAUACAGGUUGUUUUGGGAAGUGUAGCUUUGAGGACCAUUUCCGUGUCUACUGGAUUUGGAGCAAGGAAUGGGAUAGCUCUCAGUUCUUGAUACCUGGGUAUUUAAUACAUUAACUGAUAAAUGCAUUCUUUGAAUGAAACUCAGCUACUUUCCUCAUGCCAAAUGUUUAUCACUACAAAAUCUGGCUGCAUAAUGCAAGCUUUCUGCUGUACAGAUGUGAACUUACUGAGAUGUUGAUUGAUGUAAACCCGCCUUCCAGCAGAACAACUACAGUAGCAACAAAGUUUUUAUGGUAACACAGCCUGAAAUAAAUGGUGUAUCUUUUAAAGUUAUUGCAGUAAGACCCUAUAAUCACAAGACUUUUUCCUUACUUGUCUUGGUAUCUGCAACAAUUGAUGGUAUUCCAAGAGUAUCAUAGUCAACAGUGAUAAAAUAAUUUGGAGGUGUGUAAGUGGAGAUUGUGGUUGCUGUUCUUUUAUAUGGGAAAUUGCUUUCCUUGUGCUUGGCACCUUUCUGUAAUGGAAGUUCCUGAUGUGGGGAAUUGUAACUGUGAGCCUACUGUACUGACUACAGUGUAUGAGGUUGCACACCUCUGAUUUUGGAGUUUUCAGGACAGUGAUUAGUGAGUAGAGGAAUCAGUUACAUAACAUUGUGUCUAACAUGAUUUGAAUUUAUUCAGACCCAUAGGCCUAGAUUUUGAACCAAACCCCAGAUAAGCACAAAGUGUUAAAAUUGAGAGCUGCUGUGUUCCUGGUCACCAUAAUAUCAAUGACAUUAGUUGAGGCUCCUGCUGAAAGCAGAUGGGAGCUUAUUCAAGAUUCAAAAGUCAUAGCCUGAUGAUUUCACCUGUGCUGGAACGUAAUUUUAAAAGCCUAUGAAGCAGGAGUCCUGCACUGUCUAUUAACUAACAUCAAAAAUGGCCAAAGGAGCUGACUGACCACAUGAAGUCCAUUAAGUUUAAGCAUACUUUUUUUUUGAGCUCCUUUUGUGCCAAGAGAAGCAGGAGUGAUCCCCUCAGAUCGUGCAAGGAGUUCUUGGGCCUCCUUAGCAUCCCACUGAUCUUUAGGGAAUCUUGACAAUCGGAAUCUUCCUGAUUGCUGAAUGCAAGGAAACUUCAGCCUACCCAUUUCACUAAGAUGUGGGAGAAUCCCCUCCACCCACUGUUUGGUAUUAUCCCAGGAGUUCCUGCCUGCAGCCAAAUUUCUCCUCCCACCCGCCGGCCACAUGGCGAAUCUGAUCAGGAGUCCAACACGUUUUAUUUAAAUGAGCACAGCUUCUGCAACCUCAAUUUGUUAGGGUGUGUUGUCCCCUACAUGAAAUCAAGGCUGUAGUAUUAAACCCAUAGUCCAUAAAUGUUUACAGAUUAUUAAAAUUGGUUUUAGGAACAGAUGGAGACUCAAUUAUUGAUACUAAGAUGUUUUCUCGUACCAUUCCAGAUGAGCAAAAAUUUAUAAAGCAUUGGUGUCCACUGUUACCCGACUACUAAACAUUUUUUGACCCAUGUGUGGGACCUGAAUACAACUUUUUUUCUCCCCACAACAUUAUCCACUGGGUUGUUAAGGGAACCAGGGGGAAAGACUAAGGCUGCACAAAGGUUUACAGACCAAAGGUUUCUGGUAAUUGGUUGUGGGUUUUACAAUUAGCCUCAAUGCUAAACACAGAAAAAUUAGCUAAAACUUCCAGUGAUUCCUGAUGUAAAAUGUAUUUAUGUGGACAUCAGAUGAAAAAAGGAUUGGGGUAAGCUGUAAUGUUUUGCCAUAUAUCCCCUUGCCACAGUUGAAUAGCCCAAGUGCCCAAGUCUUUAAUCUUUGUGGACUGAAUACCGUUGUAUAAAAUGGGCAGUAUAUUUACCAAGAGAAUCAUUAGGGAUGGGUUAAACAUUUAAUUUGAUGUGUAAGUUAAAGGGCAGCUCACUAUCUAUGGAGAAAGAGGAGGGAGCUGCCAGAGGUGUUCAUUGGGUCGAAGAUUUUCAAAGCAGCUUUAGGAGAGCCACAGCCAUCAUGACAUUAUUACUGUUAUCAAGAUUGACUAGCUGGUGAUGGCUGCAAAUACACACUUCAGAGUGAAUUGGGUGGCACUUGGCAUUGCUAAUACAUGGUGGUUAGUGUUGAAUGCAGUGCAUUCACUAAUGAUUGUGCAGGAAGGAUGUUUCAGGUUAUUUAUGAAUGACGUGUUACUGGUUUUUUUAAAGCCUACUUUAUCUUUUUUGUGUAAGUUCUAUUGGCGUUUGUUUUAUUUGACCUGUAAUAUUGACAGCUGUUGUAUUAAAUUCAGCUUCACUGCACUGUGCUACAUUUCAUUCAAUGAGCUGAAUGUGUAAUUAGUGUUAAAAAAUAAAUACAUUUAUG
Messenger RNA from Carcharodon carcharias (great white shark), 4989 nucleotides. It is a transcript of the gene rnf26, whose product is annotated as ring finger protein 26. Gene Ontology annotation, molecular function: ubiquitin protein ligase activity. The coding region runs from base 148 to 1539 and encodes 463 amino acids. The transcript has a single exon. Gene Ontology annotation, biological process: protein ubiquitination; ubiquitin-dependent protein catabolic process. The record is from RefSeq and is a predicted model, not a curated record. Lineage: Eukaryota; Metazoa; Chordata; Chondrichthyes; Lamniformes; Lamnidae.